CCUCUAAACCAUCUCUUCUUCCAGCAAUGGCAAGCACGCCCACUUUCGUGCUGUUCCCUCUCCUUCUUGUUCUUCCAUUCUUGGCCUCUCUAGGUUUCGCGGGUGCCGACACUGCCUCGACCAGCCUCGUCUCAACCGGGACGAUAUGCACGUACACUCCUUACCCUUCCAUUUGCCGGUCCAACCUGCCAAGCAAUGACACCGGCGACAUCUACUAUUAUGGCCGUGCCUCCGUGCGCAAGUCCCUGUCGCAGGCCCAAAAGUUCCUCAGCCUGGUUGACAGGUACCUAGCCCGGCAGGCCUCCCUCACCAUUUCUGCCGUCCGCGCCCUUGAGGACUGCCGCUUCCUCGCCUCGCUCAACCUCGACUUCCUCCUCAAUUCCUUCCAGGCCGUAAACGCAACGAGCUCAGCCCUCCCGAUUCUCAAGGCCGACGACGUUCAAACCAUACUUAGUGCUAUUUUGACUAAUCAGAUGACGUGCCUCGAUGGCCUCCAGUCGACUGCCUCUGCGUGGAGCGUGAAGAAUGGCCUCUCCGUGCCGCUUGCCAAUGACACGAAGCUGUACAGCGUCUCGCUUGCUCUCUUCACGAGGGGCUGGGUCCCGAAAAAGAAGAAGGGCAAUGGCGGUGCUCGUGCAUGGCAGCCAAAGAGCCGGCAACUGCCGUUCCAGAAUGGCCGUAUGUCGUUCACGAUGUCAAGUCGAGCACGUGGAAUUUACGAAUCGGUGACAAGGAGGACGCUCCUCCAGUCCAGCGUGGGCGAUUCAGUCUCGGUCAGCGACAUCGUGGUGGUGAGCCAAGACGGGACCGGGAACUUCACAACCAUCAACGACGCGGUCGCGGCAGCUCCGAACAACACUGACGGCACAGGCGGAUACUUCUUGAUAUAUGUGACCGCCGGUGUUUAUGAGGAGUAUGUGUCCAUUGCCAAGAACAAGAAGUAUCUCAUGAUGAUAGGAGACGGCAUCAACCAAACGGUGAUCACCGGCAAUCGGAGUGUAGUUGAUGGGUGGACCACGUUCAACUCCGCAACAUUCGCUGUCGUGGCACCGAAUUUCGUGGCGGUAAACAUGACCUUUCGGAACACGGCUGGUCCGGCGAAGCACCAGGCCGUGGCUGUUCGAAGUGGAGCUGAUUUGUCGGUGUUCUAUAGCUGCAGCUUUGAGGCGUAUCAAGACACUCUCUAUACGCACUCUCUAAGGCAGUUUUAUCGGGAGUGCGAUGUCUAUGGUACGGUUGACUUCAUCUUUGGCAAUGCAGCUGUCGUCUUUCAGAAUUGCAACCUCUACCCCCGCCUCCCGAUGAGCGGCCAAUCAAACAUGAUCACCGCCCAAGGCCGAACGGACGUGAACCAGAACACGGGUACAUCCAUUCAAAACUGCACCAUCAGGGCAGCCGACGACCUUGCCUCGAGCAAUACCUCUGUGCAGACAUAUCUAGGGAGGCCGUGGAAGCUGUACUCAAGGACAGUGUACAUGCAAAGCUUCAUGGGUAGCCUGAUAAAUCCCGCCGGGUGGCAAAUUUGGGACGGGGAUUUCGCAUUGAGCACUCUGUACUACGCGGAGUAUGACAAUACCGGGCCCGGAUCGAACACCACAAACCGGGUCACGUGGCCCGGGUACCACGUGAUCAACGCCACGGACGCGGCGAACUUCACGGUGUCGAGCUUCUUGGUUGGGGACGACUGGUUACCUCAAACGGGCGUAUCUUACACAAGCGGGUUGAUAUAACAGCCCCGCUCCAAAAUAGAGGUUAAAUGAAUCUAUAUUGAAAGGAAAGGACAGUGAAAAAGGACUCUCUCCUAAGUGGAGAUGACAAGUUAGCUUCAUUUUUUUUCUUUCAUUCUUGUUAUUUGUUUUCAAUGUGCAAUAAAGGAAUCUCGUUGAAUAUGGA
Messenger RNA from Eucalyptus grandis, 1893 nucleotides. Its product is annotated as probable pectinesterase/pectinesterase inhibitor 7. The transcript has 2 exons. Lineage: Eukaryota; Viridiplantae; Streptophyta; Magnoliopsida; Myrtales; Myrtaceae. Gene Ontology annotation, biological process: cell wall modification. Gene Ontology annotation, molecular function: pectinesterase activity; pectinesterase inhibitor activity. Bases 27 to 1730 code for a protein of 567 amino acids. The record is from RefSeq and is a predicted model, not a curated record.